GUUUGAAUGAAAACCGCCGAUAGAGGCUGAUAGGCCUUCCGAGCGGCUGGUGGAGUGCUUGGUCUCAUCCUCCUGGUUGUGCAGGCAAUGAUUUCUUUACAGCAAAAGAUUUUAAACUUAAUCAAACAUUUCAGAAGACAAUGGCCCUUAUUUUCAAACUCUGAAAGGACUACUGUAUGUGGAGCCGAUUGCAUGCUGACAGCAUUACAACUGUCCAUGGCUGAAGUAAAUAAACAGCACCAUGGAGAUUUCACAGCAUCACUCAGUGAUGUGAUGGAAACUUGGAAAUAUUUGUUACAUGACAAACUAGGAUUAUUGUAUGAGAACAUGGAAGAACCUGAAAAUUAUGCUGACUUUAAAAGGGCCUAUCAUACUUUCUUAGCAAGCAGCAAUAUGUUAGAUGUAAUAGACAUAUAUCAAAAGUGCUGUGCUCUUGCACUUGUCUCUGAAGAUGAAAGUAUUGCCCCCGUUCAACUGCUAGAAUUUAUUUCUGGUGGAAUGAAUGUAUCAAGAAGUAAUGAUUCUGUUCUUCCUUCUACACCGGUCUACAGACAGGAUCAGAACAAUGUGAAGGUGAUGCUCUUUGCCAAGAAGUGUUUUUAUUCAUAUUUAAGCCUGCUGGUGAAUUCUAAGGAUGAUCUGGCACUGGCUCGUAUUCUAAACAUUCCUGACAGAGGACUUGGUAGAGAAGCCUUCACUAAACUAAAACAUGCCUCACAGGAGAGAAACAUGUCAAUUUUCCUGAUGGCAACAUCUUUUAUCCGAACAGUAGAACAUGGAGGAAAAGGCUGUGCAGCUUCAUUAUUUGAUCCACUAAGAGUCCACCUAAAGGGGCUUUCUAACUUCAUUAAUUUUAUUGACAAGCUGGGAGAAAUUAUUGGUGAAAUCCCAGAUCCAAGAGUUGCAGGGGGGCAAAUUCUGUCAACAGUGAAGAUGCAUUUGAUGAAAGGCCGAAGCAAUGGGGAUCCUUUCUAUCAGGCAGUAGAGGAAGUUGUACAAGAUUUGGAUUUGAGGAUUAAAAAUAUUAUCGAUUCACAACAUGAAGUCUUGACUGUUAGUGCCACUGGAGUCAGUCCAACACGGUAUGUUCUCUUUAACGUUAUUCGCUUUCAGCCAAAAUUGCAUUCCAUAAACCAUGGCACUGCAUAUUGUGGCAGAGAUACCAUAAAGGUCUUACUAGUUCUUCUUGAUGAAGAAGCAGUCAGCGCUCCUACCCAGAACAAAGCGGAAUUAUUAUAUGAUGAUGUAAACUUAAUUAUGUUUGGAAGCAUCUCUGUUUUGACACUCUUCAGAUCGCCAGCACAGUCCAAAGAAUCUGCUCCAAAACCUCUUAGACAGCGUAUUCAGAAGUCUGUGGAUGAAAAAAUAAGUAAGAUGGAGCAAUCUUCAAUCAAAUCUCAGUUUGCAUGUACAUACAAAAAUGAGCUGAGUAAAAUAAGGGAUCAGCACUUCCUCAGCAGUAGACAAAUGCCAGCCUGCAUAAAUCCUGCACCAAAGCAACAUUUGCAAGGUAAAUAUUUCACAGAAGGUAUGAAUUCAUGUCUUGACAUACCAGUGCUUGGAACUAUUUCUGAAAAUGUUCAUCAGAGUAAAAAUUAUAGAGAAAUGGGGAAAUUGAGUUGUCAGCCAAGGAACAAGAACUCCAAGAAUGAACAGAUGGAUUUGAAUAAUGACAAAGUUAUCUAUGAUGAGGAAAGUGAAAUAUCUUUGCCAAAAAAUGCUAAGAAACGUAAGACUUCAAACAACCCUCAGAAGAAAUUGGACAGCAAAAUUGAUGGAAAAAGAAAGAACAACAGAACUGCAAGCAAGAAUAAAUUGAUUGUUGGUCAGGCAAAAUUAACUCAAUUUUUUAAAGUGUAACUUUUUAUUUUUACCUGCAUUGUCUAUUGAGCAUUUCAGAAGUGAGAUUUUGUAAGAAAAAGGUGAAAUUCAUGAUUUGCUUUUCUUCAUACUCAAAUCAAUGAAAAUAGCUUGUGUGUAUAAUUAGACAAAUACUUACAAGUCUGAUUAUGCAGGUAUCUUUUAUUUUUGUUAAGAAUACAUCAGUAUUGACAACUAUGCUCUGUUUUGGUAAUGAAUUAUGCUUCUCUCAACAUUGCAAUAUAAUGAAAAUAAUGUUAGAUGCAUAUGUGUAGGAAUACUAAGACACAAAUAUCUUCCAAUCAUGUUAAACUCACAAUAAAAUAUUUAAUCUUUUUCAAAGAAGGUGCUGUGAGUCAGUAGUUUUCAGACUUGCCAACAAGGUCGAUAGACUCUUCCCAGCAUGCAUCUGAGCACUACAGGAAUAUAAAGCGAAAGUUUAAAAUAGCAAAGAACUAGAAUUCUGUAUGGCCUACUAAUGCCUACACCCCACCCCCCAGACUGUUUACAGUAGAGGCAAGUUGGAAAUGCAGGAUUUAAAUAGCACUAACAAAUCCCAGAUAUUAAAUGGAGUUUCUAACUGUGCUUUUAAGAAAUGGUUUCAGAGACACUGAAGUAUACCUUACCAGAAUUAAUCUAAAAAAAAGAAGAGAGAAAAAAAUAAAAUGUACUUACUGUCAAAAUCUCUCCUUCCUAUGGGGAAUUUAGCUGAAUUUUCUUCUUCCACUGUCUCUCUUUCCUGUAUUGAUUCAAUAUUCUGAAUCUCAGUGUCAGCUGGAAAAGCAAUGGCUCCCUUCACUGCAAGAUAAGGUAGUUGCUUUCUGCCUGCACUGAUAGGUACACCAUGAUUUAAGAAAUCAUGUCUGGAAUCAGUGUCCUGUUUUAAGAAGAAA
This is a messenger RNA of Centrocercus urophasianus (Greater sage-grouse), 2753 nucleotides long. It is a transcript of the gene PARPBP, whose product is annotated as PARP1 binding protein. Gene Ontology annotation, cellular component: chromatin. The transcript is spliced from 11 exons. NCBI's taxonomy places the organism in Eukaryota, Metazoa, Chordata, Aves, Galliformes, Phasianidae. The record is from RefSeq and is a predicted model, not a curated record. Gene Ontology annotation, biological process: negative regulation of double-strand break repair via homologous recombination. The coding region runs from base 88 to 1860 and encodes 590 amino acids.